Messenger RNA from Epinephelus fuscoguttatus (brown-marbled grouper), 1348 nucleotides. RefSeq lists its product as uncharacterized. The transcript has 11 exons. The record is from RefSeq and is a predicted model, not a curated record. NCBI's taxonomy places the organism in Eukaryota, Metazoa, Chordata, Actinopteri, Perciformes, Serranidae. Bases 166 to 1254 code for a protein of 362 amino acids.
GCUCUUCUGAGAAAUGUCAUCCGGAAGAGGGGAGGGCUGAAGGACUGGAGGGAGACGUACCCUGUCCAGUGGCUACAGAAAGACUCUGUCAAUUGUGGGAUUUUUGUCUGCUCAGCUACUGAAAAUGAAGUCAACAAAAUAGAUGUCCAAGAGGAGGGACUGACAAUGACCCAAUGCCGGAUUCUACGUAGAUUCCAUGGAGAAGAAAUGAUCAAGAAUGUCGAUGAAGCAGCCUUCCCUCCCACCAAUGAAGAGUUGGAAAAAAUCAAAGGAGAAGAGGCUAGGCUGCAGAAGAAAGAAGAAAAUGAGGUGGACUCCAACUGUCACUGCAUUGCAUGGCCCAUAAAAGCCUACAUUUAUCAACGCAUUGUUGGGUCCAACAAAUUUCUUCAUGAAAACAUAAAGAACUACCAAUGGCUUCAAUGUAAAAACUGCAACAAAUGGAUUCAUUUCCAUUGCGCUGGAGUAAUAGGAGAGUGGACUGAAAGAGACUUCGAUUGUGGCUGCAAUAAAGCACCCCAAACAAAUGUUAAGUCAAGCCUGGACUCAACAGAGGUGGACAGCAUAUUGACCGACCAAGAAAUACAGGAUGUGGAUGAAAAUCUAAGAAAUGGCAAGCUUCUGUCCAACAGAUUAUUUCUUCACAAAAACAAGGGGUUUGAUCCAGGGCUCCAGAUGAUUUAUGCCAACAGCAACACAUUGUUGGAUGAAACAAAGACUGCACAGAUGAUGAACAGGCUACAGACCAUCCUGUCUGUACCAGGAACAGAAACCGAGCAGCACAUGUACCUGGAAGAAGUAAUGCUGCCAGAGGUAACAAUUCAGUGGCUGAGGCAAACUUUCGGCCUUUGGCGACAUGAGGCAGAAGCUCUCCUAUUCAAACAGGAUGAUUCCCAAAGUGGACAACAGGCAAGCAGCAGCCCCACAGGCCAAGAGCACACAGGCCAACUUGACAUUGAAAAGGAAGACAAAAAAGUUGACACACGACUGGCACACAUUUUGUUGGCAGCCCAGUGGUGCAAGACAAAGGUUUUCAAGGGAACAGUCACUGAGCCUGAGGUUUUAGAGAUGGACAAUGAAGAGCAGCGCAGAGCCGUGGAAGAACUUAAAAAGGACAGUGGUGAUGAAAAUCUCAGCUCAGCACGUGAACUUUUUCUAUUUACUUUCCAAUAUCACAGUGACUUCGACAUGUUUUGUGAGGAGUUCGUCGAUAAGGGCUACAAGGUUGAUGCUUGUUUUGAAGAAUGUGAUUAGUUUUGGGGAAUAUUGUUGAUAUUUUUUUUUUUAGAUAUUUUUUGGGCAUCUUUAAGCCUUUAAUUGAUAGGACAGCAAGUGUGAAGGGGGGAGA